This is a messenger RNA of Chenopodium quinoa (quinoa), 1134 nucleotides long. RefSeq lists its product as uncharacterized. Gene Ontology annotation, molecular function: zinc ion binding. The record is from RefSeq and is a predicted model, not a curated record. The coding region runs from base 1 to 1134 and encodes 377 amino acids. The transcript has a single exon. NCBI's taxonomy places the organism in Eukaryota, Viridiplantae, Streptophyta, Magnoliopsida, Caryophyllales, Amaranthaceae.
AUGCAAGCUCUCAAGGAAUCAAAUCCUGGAACUGUUGUUGAGUGGAGGUUGUUAGAGAGUAUGGUUCCUGGAACACAUCUUUUCCAACGAGUUUUUUGGGCAUUCAAGCCAUGUAUUGAUGGAUUCCGUCAUUGCAGGCCCCUUAUCACCAUUGAUGGAACUCAUUUAUAUGGCAAAUACAAAGGGACUUUACUUAUUGCUAUGGGAACCGAUGCUAAUUUUCAACUAUUCCCCCUCGCUUUUGCGGGUGUUGAAGGAGAAAACAAUGAAAGCUGGUCUUGGUUCAUGGCUUGUAUUCGAGCUCGAGUAACAGAUAGGAAAGGGCUAUGUGUGAUAUCUGAUAGACAUGCUAGUAUUUUAGCAGCAAUGGAAGAGGUUGGAAGUGGUUGGGAGGAGCCCAAUGCCUACCACAAGUAUUGCACACGACACUUGGCUUCUAAUGUGAACUCAAAAUUUAAAAGUGUCGUUAUAAAGAACGUCUUUGGCAAAGCAGCUAUUGCAAGGCAGAAGAAGAAGUUUGAUUACUACAUCAACAAAAUUGGUGAUUUGAAUGUAGGGGCCCGUAGGUACUUGAUGGAAAUUCCUUAUAGUAAGUGGUCUAUUCAUCAUGAUGGUGGUUUCAGGUUUGGUGUGAAGACUACAAACAUGUCGGAAGUUUUCAAUGGAGUCUUAAAAGGGGCUCGUUGUCUCCCGAUAACUGCUUUAGUGCAAAUGAACUUUUUCCGUGUUAACUCCUAUUUUGCAACUAGACAAAGUUGGAGUAAAAAAAGACUUAAAGAGGGCCAUGAGUACUCAGAAAAGGCUAUGAAGACAAUAGAAGCCAACAUGGAGAAAGCCAUGCACCAUGAGGUUAUUUCUUUUGACUCCGAUGCCAUAGGGUUAUAUCAGGUUAGGACUGGCCGUGGAAGGAGAAAAUCUGGUAAAGGUGGUAACUCCCACACUGUGAAUCUGAUGAGCAAGACAUGUACUUGUGAGAAAUUGAAAAUAUACAAGUUGCCAUGCUCUCAUAUCCUAGCAGUUUGUCGUCAUCGAAGCCUAUCACACUCAGACUUUGUGGAUUCUUUUUUUAGGAUCGCCGAAUAUAGACUUUCAUACUUGAAGUGUUUUGCACCAAUUCUAGAUCCUUGCCACUAG